Vanessa atalanta (red admiral) is the source of this 2739-nucleotide messenger RNA. RefSeq names its product A-kinase anchor protein 200 (gene Akap200). The coding region runs from base 153 to 1127 and encodes 324 amino acids. Lineage: Eukaryota; Metazoa; Arthropoda; Insecta; Lepidoptera; Nymphalidae. The transcript has 7 exons. The record is from RefSeq and is a predicted model, not a curated record.
AAUUUUGAAUUUGUUCUCAGUGGGUGGAGAUUUCGUCCUGUCGCCAUAUUGUGAAUGCCUGUGAGUGCUGGAAGUGAAUAAAUUUGAUAAUUUAAGUGUAAAUUCUUUGUCUUCAUAUUUUGGAUUAAAAAGUCUAAAGGCUAUCAGCUAGUAUGGGUGCUAAGCAGAGCAAGCGCUCGGUGGACAUUAGUGGUAAGGAGGCAGAAGGAGCCGGGGAGGUGGCGGCGGCGGGCGCGGGCGGCGAGGGGCGCGUCGAGCAGCUCGCCGACGCAGAUGCGUUGAAGCCGCAGCUCAACGGCGAUGCACACAUACACGAGCCUUCGGACAAAGAAAAGCAACUCGAUAGUGGAACACCGGAAAACGAAAAGGACGCGACUACUGAAAAAGAGGGUAAAGAACAAGAGGAAGAGAAAGAGAAAGAAUCGUCGCCCGUAACAAAUGGAGACGCCGAGCAGAAGGAAGAGAACGGAGAGUCCACCCCAUCGCCAGAUGACGGCAAGAAACCCAAGAAGGAAAAGGUCAAGAAGAAAUGGUCGUUGAGAUCGAUUAGUUUCAGCCGAAAGGACAAACCGAAACAGGAGAAGAAACAGAAAGAGGAAGAGCCCAAAACGAACGGUGAACCCGAAAAAGUACCCGAGGAGAUUGCCGAGACACCUGACACAGAAAAAGUUGAUAUUGUCCAAGAAGAUAAAGCUGAAACAGAGACCAAAGAAGAAAGAACCCCUGAAACACCAGUAACCGAGCCCAUUACAAAUGGCAGCAGCACUCCUGAAACACCAAAGGAAGAAUCUCCUACUGUUGAUGAGCCAAUUGCCACAGUAACUGAAGAAAAUGAUAGGCCAGAGCUACCUAAAGUUGAAGUAACAACGGAGAAACCCUCUGUCAAUGGUCUCAUCGCAGAAGAAUCUAAAAUCGAAACUCCUGUAGCAGUAGAAAGUGAGAAUAGCAAACCCGAGGAACCAACUAUCGAAAAGACUGAACCCGUUCCAGCUACUGAAAUUCCUGUCAUAAAUGAGGAAGUUAUUUCAACAUCUGAUAAGAUGAAGGAACUAAUCCCAGAGGUCCCCACCAUACCAGAGCUAAAAACCGAAAUGGAGACGACGACCGAUGUGGCGGUAGCUAAUUAAUAGCCCCGCAAAGAGUUUCACAUACAGCAGUCCACAAGACGUAUGUCUAAAAAUGAGCCUUUAAUUUAUUUCCAUUAAGUAUCGCGGUGUGAUAUCGAACUAAGUUCGAUUACAAUUUCUUACGUCAAAUAUGAGAAUUUCAAUUUUGAAUAAGACCUUACAUCUAGAACGAGUAUAGUUUAAGUUUAGCGUGCUUUGCUUUGUUAAAUUAAGGUUUUAUAUAUAUUUUAAUUCGCUAGAAUGAUCUUUUACGAUUUUAUACAAUAACAAAGUUAUAUAGGCAGUAUACGGUGCGAUAAGUUGGUGCCAUUAUUACAGGGGUAUUAGUUAUGUCGUCUGGCGUGUGACUCGCUCCUUAAGAACUUCGCAAUUUCUAUUUGCUCUUAGAAAAUUUUUGAACAUUUUGUAAUAUUCGUAUGAUAAUUGGCAUUCAGUAGCAUAAAAAUUUUACUAGUACGUAUAAAUAAAAUUAUCUAGUAUUUAAUCAUACGAGUUACAACAAUACUUAUUACAUUUCAAUGUAGUUUCCACGAAGGAUUUUGAAUAUACCGUUAAUCGAUGUGAAUGUAUGCAUUUGUUGUAUAAUAAAAUAUCGAUAUAUAACAAAUACAUGUUUACUUGCCUCACAGUUUCGAUCAUGUUACAGCUUUUACAAUGAGGAAAGCUUGAAACAUUACAUAUUAAAUACAAAUAUUGAUAAUUAAAAAAGCGUUACUCGAAAAAUAUAAAAAUAUUAUAGGUUUUAAUAAUGAGACACUAUUAUGUAUAUACGAAUAAUUACGUUUUCAUAAACUUAUUUUUCUUAAAUUCUAUCGUCGAAUUAAAGUUGAAAUUUGCAUUUGUAUAUUGUUAUAAGUGAUAUAAAAAAUUAAUUUCAUUUAAUUCUUUAAGUAUAUUUUAUGCACCUAUGUUAUUAUUCUACUCCUUUAAUUAUAAGUUGUGUAAAUUUGGAUCUGAGCUCUCUUUCUAAAGCGCACGUGUGAAAUUCAACUCCAGUAUAUUUAAGUCGCUCUUUCGCCUAGUGAGAUACGGUAAGAUGUUAGGCAUUUCGUGAAGAAAUUGUGUUACUUUAUACAUUUAGGCGUGGAUAUUUUUAAAUAAAAUUGGACUUAAUAUUCAGUGGCCAAGUUUUCGAUUUAUCUAUACAUUUUUAUGCAUAUACAAACCUACAAUCAAUUAUAUGUACUAUUUAGAUGUGUAGUAUUUGUAACGAUUUAGAGAAAGCAGUGGGUAUUGCUGCUAUUAGUAGUGUAUUAUUUCACACUUAUACAUACGAUUAGACUAUACCUAUGUAAGGUUUUAUAUUACUGUCGUUUGUCGAUUUGUGUCCAACAAAAUGAUUUCCUAAACAUUUUUGUAAUUUUAUACAUUUUUUAUAAAAUUUGAAGUGACACAUCUGCAUGAAUGGAGGACGGAAAUACUUCCUAACAUAUUAGCAGUUAAUACGAGUGAGACAUUCCAUAUCAAAUGUAUUUCCAAAUAAUUCCUGAACCUAUCGUAGACUGAACAUUUUAAUAUCUUCGAAUCCGCUAAUUUAUAUAUAAAAAAAAAAUUAAUUGUUUCGGUUACAUUCCUUGUUAAUUGACUGAUCAUAAAGACGAAAUGAUUUUUA